AUGACUUGCGGCAUUAUGGCAGCCACUGCCCCCUAUGUUCCAGAGAUGGAGGGCACAACAGACUUGGCCACUUCCAUCUACCACGAAGUCGGUGGCAAUAUCCUGGCCGGACCAGAAGUGCCCUACAGCCCAUCCCAAGUAGAGGGCUUCGGAGCACCGAUUGCACCAAUGUUCAGUUCACCGAAUAUGCCCGUUCUCAAACUUGAUACCAAUAUGAUGUUCAUCUCCAACUUUUGGUAUCCGGCGUUUGAGAUCACCGCUGGGCAUCACCAUUACAGCGAGCAGCUCGCACUUGAUCUCGAAGACCAUUCAGGAAUGUUCGCUGAACCUCGCUACAGCGACAAGUAUGCACUCUCGCCCAUCGAGGAGGAGGCCUGUUAUGAUUACGUUGAAGAGCUCGCGUUAUCGCCAGUGUACAAAAAGCCCCGAAAGCUGCUCCGUCGUGGUCGGAAGCAGUCUAGGGCCAAGGACAUCGAUGAAAGCGGUCAUGGUUACGCCGAAGAGCUUGAACUAUCAACGGCUUGCAAAGAGCGCCGGAAAUUACCUCAUCGGGGUCGGAAGAAAACUGUGGCCAGCAUGACAGACGUCGCCGAUUGCAUCAUCGUCGCCGUUCCAGAAGAGAUGCAACAAAACGCCUCUUGGGAAGCGAGACCUCAAGCUAAGAACGAGAAGCCCGAAGACUCUCCAACGGAAAAACCUGCUAGUGGCCGAAAGAGAAAACAUAUGGUAGACCAGGGGGAGCGACCCGUCAGAAAGUCCAAACGGAGCCGCAAAGUCAUCUGUUAUGCGGAAUAG
Molecule: messenger RNA, 795 nt
Organism: Hyaloscypha bicolor E
Lineage: Eukaryota; Fungi; Ascomycota; Leotiomycetes; Helotiales; Hyaloscyphaceae
Exons: 1
Coding region: 1-795 (264 amino acids)
Source: RefSeq, a predicted model, not a curated record